Messenger RNA from Beta vulgaris subsp. vulgaris (sugar beet), 1092 nucleotides. RefSeq lists its product as uncharacterized. The transcript is spliced from 6 exons. NCBI's taxonomy places the organism in Eukaryota, Viridiplantae, Streptophyta, Magnoliopsida, Caryophyllales, Amaranthaceae. Bases 203 to 784 code for a protein of 193 amino acids. The record is from RefSeq and is a predicted model, not a curated record.
GAAUAUAAUAAUCCAUCCCAGCUCUUAAUCAAUUGAUUCUUAAUUUCUGUCAUCAUCAAAAUUUUGUCUUUCCCAAUUCUCAAUUAUAUCAAAAAAAAAUAUCCCCAGAAAAUUAUCAGAACAAAAAUCAACUUCUUUUGUUCUUAAACCCCUUCAUCCAAUUCAUCCACUUAAUACUGAUUGGUUUUUCUGGGUUUUUUCAAUGACUGUUUAUGAUUCUUUUGCUUCUUGGAUCAACAGCUUCCUUGCUUGCAUGGGGUAUGAGUGUAUGCAGAGCCACAUAGGGGAAGGAUUCGAUCCCAAGGCUGUGAGCAGUAGCUGUUUGGGAAGCUGUUCAAAACCAAAACAUGCUCCUUCUGUAGAUGAUCAUGCACCUAAGGGACUACAAUGCCAGGGACAGGUGGUGGAGAAAGUCAGCUUAUCAGAUGACUUUUGGGGCACCAGCACUGGCGAUAUAGACAACCCAAUUGGUCUAUCACAACGAAGCAUUUCUUCGAUUAGUACAUCAAACGUCAGCUUUCAUUCUGAUCUAGGAUCAGCAAGCAUGAACUCCCAUAAUGACUUCGUAAAUCAUGGUCUUCUUCUCUGGACUCAAAACCGUAUUCAGUGGAUAGCAGCUACAAAGUCAAAUGAAGCUCAUCAAGCCCUUGGACCUACAAUCAGUCUAAAUGCUACGUAUGACAGCUUGCUCAGCUCCAGGGAGCGAUUCAGGCGACCCAUCCCAUUAUCAGAAAUGGUAGAAUUUCUAGUUGAUGUAUGGGAGCAGGAAGGACUAUAUGACUGAAAGAUAAACUGUAGAUAACAUUUUCAAUAUCUCAAUAUUCAAUCCUUCAAAUUGCGGAAUUAUUAGAAGUUUAGAGAACAAAAAUCCUAUAAUUAACCCAUGUACAGAUGUUAUUUAGCACAGCUAAUUUAGUAGUAUACUACCCAUGAAUGCUUUGUGCUCCCUACAUUUUGUUUUCACUUCUGUUGUUUCAUGAAAGUGUAGUGGUAUAUUUUGGGUGUUGUUAAACACAAAAGUUUAAUUAAGUGCGUUGCAAAAUGUACUUUACAAAUCAUACAUUUAUUUGAUAGAUUUUGUUGUAACAACAA